This is a messenger RNA of Psilocybe cubensis, 1419 nucleotides long. RefSeq lists its product as uncharacterized. NCBI's taxonomy places the organism in Eukaryota, Fungi, Basidiomycota, Agaricomycetes, Agaricales, Agrocybaceae. The transcript has 8 exons. The record is from RefSeq and is a predicted model, not a curated record. Bases 1 to 1419 code for a protein of 472 amino acids.
AUGGACCGUCGAUAUGGGGGAGGACAUCGAGGAAGAGACCCACUUGAUGAUUACGGUGGAGCACCAGGAUCAACGCCAAUCCGUGGGCCGCAUGGGUCUCGAGAACAUCAUGACCCUUAUAGCCACUCUCCACUACCACCAAGCUUUCCGACAUCGUAUUCAGGCCAGCCACCAUCAUCUGGCUCAUCAUCUAGUCAACAGUCACAGGAAUCACCCACUCGCUUGCAACUGAGGGCUGAAGUGUCUAGUCUUAAAAGAUUAAAUGAGGAUCUGACGGCCAAGCUUGGAGCAAAAAGGCAUCGUCCAUGGGCUGCGUUGCAGGAUGAUUCGGAUGGCCAUGCGGAAGGACGUUGCCUUCGAAAGGCUGUUUCAUUGUUUGAUAGUAUUGAAACUCUUCAUCUUGCCCAGGAUGUGCAUCAUUUGGACCCGGAGACACUCAGCAUGACUGCUAGCCAGAUUACCAACCGCUACAUUGACUUUGUUUUUAGCCACAUUCGUAACUUUCAAAGCUUCAAACUACUGCUCAGUUACGUUCCAACUCUGCGCCCAAUUCUCAGCCCUACGUUUGACUGGCGAGUCAAGUCUGACAAUUUAGCCUUUCUUCGUAAUGUUGAAAAAAAGGGAAAUGCUGCACGAUCCGACAAUGUACGCCGUAUGAAGGAAGAAGUCGCUACAUUUCUGAACCAAAUGUACAACCCAAGCCAGCAUUUUUUCACAAAGAGCAGGGAUCAGCGAGGCCUUCAAAACACAAUCACUGGCCGGUUGCUUUGUCCUAUUAUGCAUGACUGGUCAAACGAAAUUGUUAGGGCCAAGGUGUGUGCUGGUGAUGUAGACUUGAAACCGCGUCUCCGAAAAACAUGUUUCUUGGGUGCAUUGUAUCCUCGAAAUCAUUGUUUAGAUGGCCAUUCCCUCGACUAUCUGUUUUUGAGAAGUACACUCUUAGUCAAGACUUACUGUGCCCUAUUCACUGGCCCGGCAUCAGCGGAAGCCUUUCAUCCCGAUGAUACAGUGGGUGUUGGUGCCAUGCGUCUGGCCAAUUUUCGUCGGUCUCGGAAGGCAACAAAAAGGUCUGUUGCGGCUAUUAUCGGGUUGGAUGGACGUGUAACCCCUCGCACAAUUGCAUAUGCUGCGGUCAUUUUGAUAUUUAAUCUUACCGACGCAACUCAAUGGCAAGAUGAAUAUUAUUACAUCAACUUUAGUCGUCUCUACAACUUUGUUGUGGAUUAUUUUGAAGAUACACGCCAGCAUUCAGAGGAGCACAAAAAGCACAUCACAGAACUCUUGAAAUGGUGGAACGAUAUGGUAUUCCCUAAUGGACCGGUCACAACUGAAGUUGGAGAAGAUUCAGAUGAUGAAGAUUCUCCCUUUUCCAUGCUUCGUGAGUCGCGUGCGGUGCAUGCGGGGGAAGGGAGUGCGUAA